AUGCACAAAAGCACUGAUAAAGCGCUGAUAUGUCGGCGCCUGUCGUCACAGCAAUCGUCGGACAAUUUGGUGGUAAAUGUGACGAAACGGAAGCGAAAUGUGAUGUCAGGCAAAGAGCACAUGAAUAUCGGGACAAUAGGACACUGUGCGCCGACAACGGCUUCUCCCGAUACGUGUCCUAACGUGUCCUUCGAUGACAUCGAUAAGGCUCCGGAGGAACAGCUCAGAGGUGUGACCAUCAAUGCCUCGCACGUGGAGUACGCGACCAAAAGCAGACAUUACGCGCACACGGAUUGUCCCGGACAUCGAGAUUACGUGAAGAAUAUGAUUUGCGGCACUUCCCAAAUGGAUGGCGCCGUUCUCGUGGUCGCCGGCAGUGAAGGACAAAUGCCUCAAACCAGAGAGCAUCUCAUGCUUAGCCGACAGAUCGGUGUCAAAAAGAUUGUGGUUUAUGUCAACAAAUGUGAUCUCGUGGACAAUGAGAUGAAGGAAUUGGUUGAACUCGAAGUCCGCGAUCUUCUAAAUAAUUAUGGGUUCGAAGGCGACACAACACCGUUUGUCUUUGGAUCAGCACUGAUGGCACUCAGCGGCGAUAAAUCAGAAUUAGGAGAGAAAUCCAUUUUAAAACUCUUAGAAACGCUCGACACUUAUCUAACGGUUCCCGAAAGAGACACAAACUCAGCGUUUUUGAUGCCAAUAGAGUCGGCGAUUGUGAUCACUGGGAGGGGAACUGUUUGUGUGGGAACUGUAGAGAAAGGGUCUAUAAGUAGAGGCGAUCCGAUUGAGUUAAUCGGUUGGAAUGAAGUGAUCAAAAGUGCCGCAACCGAUAUACAUAUGUUCGGCCGUUCUGUUGCCAGUUGUGAGGCCGGAGAUCACGUCGGACUUCUCUGCAGAGGAGUAAAAUCUUCGGGUGUGAAGAUAGAGAGGGGAAUGUAUGCCAGUAAACCGGCCUCUCUUUCGCUCAACAAUCGAUUUGAAGCCAAUUUAUAUUUGAUACCCGCGGGAGAGGGCGGUCGGGCAAAGCCUAUAUCUCAACGAUUUAUUCAACAGAUAUUUAGCCGUACGUGGAGUGGAGGCGCGCGGCUCGACGUGCCCUCAGAGGAAGGCGGCAUUCUUAUGCCCGGAGACCAUUCAAAAGUACAUUUGACACUUCAAUUCGGUAUGCAUAUGAAUAUCGGACAGUCAUUCACCAUAAGGGAACAUUCCCGCACUAUCGCGUCCGGAAUUAUUACCAAACACUUGGGCACUAUUCCUGUGCCUAAAAAUCUGGGUGUUUUGCAACUAUAGUAAGAACUACUGGAUAUAAAAUAAUUAUAUAAUUAAGAA
Messenger RNA from Medioppia subpectinata, 1326 nucleotides. The record is from the annotation of a GenBank genome assembly. Lineage: Eukaryota; Metazoa; Arthropoda; Arachnida; Sarcoptiformes; Oppiidae.